This is a messenger RNA of Knipowitschia caucasica, 732 nucleotides long. The record is from the annotation of a GenBank genome assembly. NCBI's taxonomy places the organism in Eukaryota, Metazoa, Chordata, Actinopteri, Gobiiformes, Gobiidae.
AUGCUACACAGGAACGUGACGGCGCUAUCCGACUCUGCCUCCACGAACGUGACGGCGCUAUCCGACUCUGCCUCCACGAACGUGACGGCGCUCUCCGACUCUGCCUCCACGAACUCCACGGCGCACUCCGACCAGGCCUCCACGAACGCGACAGCGCUCUCCGACUCUGCCUCCACGAACGCGACGGCGCUCUCCGACCAGGCCUCAAAGAACGCGACGGCGCUCUCCGACAAAGCCUCAAAGAACGCGACGGCGCUCUCCGACCAGGCCUCAAAGAACGCGACGGCGCUCUCCGACCAGGCCUCAAAGAACGCGACGGCGCUCUCCGACCAGGCCUCAAAGAACGCGACGGCGCUCUCCGACCAGGCCUCCAAGAACGCGACGGCGCUCUCCGACCAGGCCUCCAAGAACGUGACGGCGCACUCCGACCAGGCCUCCAAGAACGUGACGGCGCACUCCGACCAGGCCUCCAAGAACGUGACGGCGCACUCCGACCAGGCCUCCAAGAACGUGACGGCGCACUCCGACCAGGCCUCCAAGAACGUGACGGCGCACUCCGACCAGGCCUCCAAGAACGUGACGGCGCACUCCGACCAGGCCUCCAAGAACGCGACGGCGCACUCGUCUGAGGAAAUGAACCAGAAAUUGGCUCAGGCUACACUGAACUAUGGGGCAGGGUGUAUAUUGCCCCUCUACAUCAAAUCUCGUUUUGAUGGCACUAAAACUCAGUAA